Protomyces lactucae-debilis is the source of this 1510-nucleotide messenger RNA. RefSeq names its product phosphatase 2C-like domain-containing protein. Bases 64 to 1128 code for a protein of 354 amino acids. Lineage: Eukaryota; Fungi; Ascomycota; Taphrinomycetes; Taphrinales; Protomycetaceae. The transcript has 2 exons. The record is from RefSeq and is a predicted model, not a curated record.
GUCCGUGGACGCUUGUAUCUUGUCAGACUGUCAACCUCCCGUGAGAGACUAAGCUGUGCUUGUAUGUCCUGGACGCGUAGCUUGCUUCAACGAACCGCAGCUCCCUCUCUAUCAGCUUCAAGACUACAUUGUACACAUCCUACUUUACAAUAUUCUGCUCGUGCACGCUCAGGCAUGAGACCGCUUUCAAGCACACGCACAGUGGCUGCUGCGGCUGCGACGCUCUUCUCCUGCACAGUAGGUGCGUCUGCUGUGCCCAAAAGACGGGCACGCCCGACUCAAACUGGGCCAAGCACUAAAGUCGGUUCGGAACCAGCAAGUACCUCUGCAGAGGGUGCUAAUACCAUUGGAGCUGGUGAAGACGCAUUCUUCCUGUGCAAGCAGCAAAACAAGCUGUGGCUUGGAGUUAUGGAUGGUGUUGGCGGCUGGCAGGAUAUGGGUGUUGAUCCAAGCGUCUUUUCACGCGGCCUUGCUGAACAUGCCCUUGAAGCUUGUAAGACUUCGACCAAUAAGACGGAAUCUCCCGCGACUAUUUUGCAAACAGCAUACAGUGCCGUGCAAAAGGACGCUAGGAUCAAGCUUGGCUCUGCAACUGCGCUCAUUGCCAGCAUUGACACUGCGACUGCUGAAUUUGCCGUUGCGAAUCUCGGAGAUUCAGGGUAUUUCAUUGCUCGAGCAGGCCAGGUUCUGUAUGCAUCAAAGCCACAGACGUAUUUCUUCAAUGCACCCUAUCAGCUAGCCAAGAUGCCAGACUCCAUGCGUCGGCCUGGUCAGCUGGAGAACAAGCCUGCGGAUGCCGAUCUGCAGACAUUUCAGCUUCAAUCGGGCGACACGGUCGUCCUGGCUACAGAUGGAUUCUUUGACAACAUUUUUCUCGAGGAUGCUUUAGAGUACAUGAAGAAAAGUCAGCAAGAUGCUGCGAAACAAGCAGCUGCCUUGGUCAAGCAAGCACAAAUGGCCGGCGUCUCGAGAACCAAGAAUGGUCCUUUCAGUGUUGAGGCUCGGCAAAAUCGCAUGCGAUAUGAUGGCGGCAAGGAGGACGACAUCGCUGUCAUUGUACUGCGGGUCGGCGAACAGGGUACAGGUGAGAAGGACAGCUGGCUGGGUGCCAUCAAGGCAAAAUUGUAAAGCAACAAGCGUUUAAUCAUUCAUCAUGCAUGGCCGCACCUCGAAGUCGUGCUCGCCAUUCUAAAAGGGCUUCAGUGGUCAUGCGGAUUGUCUGCAGACCGUGAGUCGGCCAGUCACCGAAUGACAGGAACCAAAGUGCAGUCAAGUCGCGGCUCACAUUGAUCAGGCUUCCCAGGAAACUUCUGAGUUUGCUGACCGUAUCGCGUAUCCGUCCGUCUAUCAUAGGCGUCACUGAUUUCUCCUUCUUUAAAUAGUCGAUAAAGACAUUCUCGAGCAGCUCUUUUGGCUUCAGACCUGUUUGUUCGGGCCACCAAAAGUCGCCGCCACUGGUCAUGAAGUCAAGUGUGACAAUGGUAUAGUUUGCAGUCCUGUCAAUCUCUUC